Conger conger (European conger) is the source of this 6006-nucleotide messenger RNA. RefSeq names its product TEF transcription factor, PAR bZIP family member b (gene tefb). NCBI's taxonomy places the organism in Eukaryota, Metazoa, Chordata, Actinopteri, Anguilliformes, Congridae. Gene Ontology annotation, biological process: regulation of transcription by RNA polymerase II. Gene Ontology annotation, cellular component: nucleus. Gene Ontology annotation, molecular function: DNA-binding transcription factor activity, RNA polymerase II-specific; RNA polymerase II cis-regulatory region sequence-specific DNA binding. Bases 1510 to 2499 code for a protein of 329 amino acids. The record is from RefSeq and is a predicted model, not a curated record. The transcript is spliced from 4 exons.
AGGGGAGGAGUGGGAGUGAAAAAAACAGAAGCGCCGCUGUAACUCUGUUCGGUACACAAUGUUCUUUCACCGACCUGCUAAAAAAAAAACCACACUGUCGCAUCGCGGUCAGACGCCCGCGCGCGCCCGAGCGCGCACGCAACGAUCGCGCUAUAGGAUACUGUUUUUACGUCCUUUGUGUGUUGUGUCCCUCGAUCUUUAAAGUAUUUUAUUGGUAACUAAAAUGUUUAGAUAAGAUAGGGUUGUUCCUUGUGAGCCAUAAGUUCAGAGUCCUUAGAUAUCACCAAAACCCACACGUAAACGAAUGUAAGGCGCAUUAUUGCCCGAUUCUAUGUUGCUCGAUGUAGCCUAUGAAUAACUGGUUGGUUGAAUAACGCCGUGUGUUUCUGCAAAUGCGGGUUUAUGUUUCCUGUAAAUAUUAUGGUUUGCUCGUUUUAAGUCUGGAACAAGGUCGUCCCCAGUGCUCAAAGACAAGGGUUCUGGAUAUUGGUUAUUGGUUAUGCUUGUAAUGUUGCCCUUUACUGGAGUGAACAUCAUUUCCCGAAAUGAUUCUGCCAAAUGUAUUAUAUUACACUUAAAAAGUCGCUCCAGUGUGCAUGUCUGUCCGUUAUUCCAUGUGCCGUCGCCAUGGCACACACGUGAAAGAAACGCAACCCCCUGCAGCCUUGCUCGCAGCUCGCACGUGAGGGUGCAGCGGUUUCACGUGUUUUGCCACACGAGAGCUUAUUUAGGCAGCAGAACUUGGACACUGUGUUUUCAAUGUAAAGGGACGGACAUAUAUUGCUGCGUGCCCGUGCAUAUUCGCGUCAAAGGGAAGCUUGGCUUGAGUGUGCGCGUGUUGGUAUUCGGCGACAUUUAACAAAACGAAACAUUUUAUGGCUGUUGGAAACGCGCCGAUGUGUGUUGGUUAUCUUGUUAUUUACAAUGCUGUAUUGUUGGGUAAUUCACCAAUUAACCCACUGUCAGCUUCUGAUACGACUUGUUUUUGUUGUAUCUAUAGACUUUCCGACUUUUGCUGAUUUUCAUGUGCAAAUCUUCUGACUCCCGCCCCUUCUAAUACUCUGUCGAGCUGAGUAUGUACACUAUGCAGCUCGUAUCCUACACACUGAGUCCGUCUGGUACAGUAUGUACCUUUUUGCUAUCACGUUUCUCUCCGAAUGUAGGCACGACAAUACGUAUGGAGGGGGAUCGGCGACUGCUUCGACCAAUAGGCGCGCAGGGCGUGGAAAAGAUGUUGCUUCGUCUUUGUGUUCUUGUAAUAUUCAUGUGCUAGGAGCGAACGCGACCUAUCCGAGUGGGUGCUGGUGAAUAUUACUGAGAGGCGGGGAAUCAGGUCAAUUGCAGGAGUGGCAGUGCGGUGGUGGUGGUGUUGUUGUUUAGUCUAAUCUUUGCUUUAGAAAACUGGUUUUCCGACCGCGGAGGUUGGCUAAAUAGAACUUUAGCAAAGCGGAGCGUUUCACACCUUUGUCUAGCAUCCGUUCACAUAUACGCGUGCAGUACAGAGUGAUCAUGCCCGUAGAGUCGACACCUACCAUCACAGUGGCGCCGGAGCCAAGCUCCAGACCACAGAGUUCGUUCCCUUUUGUUUUGAAGAAGAUCAUGGAUAUUCCCCCACCAAAUAUUCUGGAGGAUUGCGAUGAUGAGAAGGAGAAGCUGUGCUCGGCCAGCGAUGGAGAGGGCGCUGUGGGGGCGGAGAGCGGAGGGCUCGGGGGCACGGGCGGGGUGUCGGCUUCCCUGACCCCUGCCAUUUGGGACAAGACCAUCCCGUACGACGGCGAGACCUUCCACCUGGAGUACAUGGACUUGGACGAGUUCCUGCUGGAGAAUGGCAUCCCGGCCUCCAUGGAGGAGGAGCUCCAGAAGAACCUGGGCAAGGAGAGCCCGGAGGAGGAGGAGAAGAUCCCCCCUGCCACGGCCUCCAGCCCCACCGCCGCGCCCACCCCCAGGGACGCCGCCCCCGUCUCCCUGCUCUCCUCCGUUGAGCUGGAUGAGGGAGAGGACGACCUCACCUCCUCCAAGGCCUCGAGUGCAUCCAUCACCAAAACCAUCGCAGAGGGGAGCACGGAGCGGGAGGGAGCCACGCCGCCACCCGCCAGCCCCGACGAGGUGGUGGUGGAGGUGAACUUCCAGCCCGACCCGGCCGACCUGGUGCUGUCCAGCGUGCCCGGCGGAGAGCUCUUCAACCCCCGCAAACACCGUUUCUCCGAGGAGGAGCUCAAACCGCAGCCCAUGAUCAAAAAGGCCAAGAAGGUCUUUGUGCCCAGUGAGCAGAAGGUAAAUGGGGAUGACCGGUACUGGGAGAGGAGGAAGAAGAACAACGUGGCGGCGAAGCGUUCGCGCGACGCGCGGCGCCUGAAGGAGAACCAGAUCACGGUGCGGGCGGCCUUCCUGGAGCGGGAGAACGCGGCGCUGCGGCAGGAGGUGGCGGAGCUCCGCAAGGACUGCGGCCGCUGCAAGAGCCUGGUGUCCCGCUACCAGGCCAAGUACGGGCCCCUGUAAGGGGGGGGGCCGGGGAGCCGCGCGCGGGGUCCACGCUCCCGCCAGCGAGACCCCGCCAUUCCUUUUUGAAACCGCCCCCACACUCAAACCGCAGCGUCGGGCUUCAGACCGACACACCCACAGGACACGUGCGGCCCAGACGCAUGCAGGGGGGAGCGCAGGGCGCCACGCACGCUCCACGCGCCCCGUCCGCGGGGCGCGCCCUCAUUAGCGUAGACAGCAUAGUACGAACUGGCCCGCGCUGGGCAUGCCAGGCAGGUUAUCACACCGAGCCGCCGGCCGGCGUCCGUAACAGAGGAGCGACAGCGCGUUCACUUAGACAGGCAAACCCGGUAAGGCAAUACUCCUUCAAAGCAUGAACACUUUAGAUGUUGAGACGUGAACCUCGUCGUUCCCCUUCCUGUCUUCCCCAUCAGCCACCCCCCACCCCCCCACCACCCCUUGCUGUGGUGAUUGGCCAUUUCUCUCGCCUGUCAAGAGCACCGCCUGUCCAGGUGGGCGGAGCAUGGACGGUAGAGAUUGACGGACAGGUUCAUUUAUUGGUUCAGAGCAGAAGACACGGCGAAAUGGCACGAGGUGAACGGGCGCGGGUGUGGGGAUUGUUAACCGAACGACGGAAAAACAGGAAGUUUGUAUCCCACUGCCACGUUUAAACGUCAGCGUUUCUCCUGUGAGCUUCCCUUGAUAUUUCUAUUGGUGAAUAUUCCUUCUGUAUUAGAGGGGGAGUUAAAUCUUUUCAUCUCACAGAAAUAUGUGAUCAUUUGAUUUGGUUUUAUUGUAUAUAGUCUUUUUAAUCUCUAAUGCACCAUAUUGUGUGUUCUUGUUUUUUUUUCUUGUAAAACCAGCACGUUGAGCGACAUGCUUAAAGGCAUAGCAGGGAGUUUACGGGCAAAGACGAGGGAAAGGCUUCUUUUACUGUGACACCUGGGGGUUGUAGUUUGAAAUAGCCUGGCCUACAUUGAAGUGACUCUUGUUCCAUUUAUAGAAAUGUUUUUGCAAUAAUUUAGCUUCCAGUCUCUCUCCUCAGUUUUUUAUAAAAUAAAUUGUUUUGGGUGAUUUUCGGAAGAGGAGAAGGGUGGUGUUUCUUAUACAGUGGAUCAAGUCGUGCACUGGGCCUUCAUCAGGGUUAUUACAGGUGUAUAUAGAUGACUUUUCUUGUGAAAAUAUGUAUGUGCAGGCAGGGGGGCAAAAGAUCAUUCAUUCUAUGUGACAUCAGCAGCAAUAUUCAGAGUGCUUUGGCUUGGACUAGACGGCAUCCUGAAAUGAUCAAUUUAUUGAGAUUAGAUUAGAUAGGCCGAUACCUGGAAAAAAAAAGGCCAUGUGGCCAUAAUUGUAUUGUAACCGGUGUCAUGUCUUUGAUUUCUCUCUCCCACUACACUGACAUUAUACACAUCUUUUAUUGAGUCAAAUAAUAAAAUAAUACAGGAGAGGUAGAGUCCCAAAUGCCCGAAUUCAUCCCAUUUAAGUGCUUUCUGCCCCCAAGCCACGCGUGCACUCAACAUUGUAAACAGGAAAAUAAUCUAUAGCAUCAGUAGUUUGGUUUAUUAAGAUGCUAGGCCCUCCGUAACAGCAUAAUUUAGGAAGUCCUUAUAUUUGAGCCUUCUCAAGUAGUUUCUACAGUUCUGCAGGCUCCAGACUCUUGUAAAUAGGUGUUUUGUCAUGUUGUUUGAAAUUGUGUCUUUUCUCAACAAGUGCGAGCAGUUAGUCACACAUGAGAAUUUUGAUCUUGACAUGUUACAAUUAUUUGUCUGUUGGAACAAAUGGCCACGGUUAGUGCAGUGGAUCUGGUUGGAAUAUGUAGUUGUGGAUCUCUUAUUUCUAACAAUAUUCACAGCAAAAAUUACAAGAAGGUGACCUGAUUAAGUGUUGGAUUCCAAGAAUUGGUGUGAAACGGGUUCUUAAAUCUUAAGACUGGAGCCGGGUUCUACCUGGUCUCACAUUUUUACCUCAUUGAACACUUUCAUUAAAUAUUUCUUUGAACUGUUAAAAAGGACUGUUGCCGUAAAGAAUUGAAGGAGAUUGUCAGAAUGCAAGCCCAGAAUGCACUGGGGCAAAGCCACGAAGACUCCUGGUUCUCCUGCUCCCACCAAACAGUUCACCCAACUCAAAUCCCAGCCCUUUCUCUUACACUGAUGGGCAAGUACAUGAGGGCAGAGUUUAUUGUUCUAGAUCAGGGAUCAGAAUCCUUUUUUUUUUUUGCUGGGUGAACUGGGCGUGUCUGAUAAAGGGCAAACCCUUGAGGUGUCUCCAGUGAUUGUGGUUCAGUCUUCUGUGGAGAUACCCGAGGAAGUGUCCCGAAAAACCAUUGUGCUUCCAGUCCAGAGCAGCAGUUCAUCUGGGAUAAUAUUCUGUGUUCAUCUCAUCAAAUUUAUCUGAGAAUGUAAUGUAAUGUGAAUGAGAAUGUAAUCACCUCAAGAAGGAAACAUGCAAAUGGAACUGAACUUGUGCUCUGGAAACUUGUAACUCGACUAAUGACGGUGGACAAAGGGUUCUACACCUCUACGCAUGAGAAGCGUGUACCACAAAUCUCGCCACUUCUCGAGGAAUUGUGUUAAUAAUUGUGAUAAUAGUCAUGGUUGGUCUCAAGUGCAGAGGCAAGCUUACAGCAUAUUAAAACAUGUUUAUACAUGCUAACAUUGUACAUGUUCAUACAAGUCCUCUUGUGGUAGCUCAUAUGUUCUCGGAAUUCUUUCAGAAUUCUUAGGGGGAAGGAAGGGGGUUGGGUUGAUGUUUUGACCUCAUUUACAAUCUGCAAAGGGCUUUCUUAUUUUAUGUCAAUUGAUUUCCUGUUGGAAGUCGAUAGAAAUUUAACCGUUUUACAGAGAAUUCCUCUGGUCUUUUUCAAUAACGAUUUUUGUGGCGUGGUUUUAGACCUCUAACGACCACGUGGUGAAAGCAACACAACGCAACACAACUUAAUCCAAGGCAACACAUCGACACAACUCAUUACAAGGAUGGAGGGGUGGUGUGAGGCUACAUUUUGCGAGACUAUUGCCAAUUGCUGGACAUUUGAAUCUCUUGCCAUUGUAGAUAUUUGCGUAAUCAGAAUUUCAGGUGGUUUUACAGAGGUGGUGGUGAAUGCUAAAUCCAGGUUUACAUUGUACACACGGGUUGGUUAGAUAUGCCAGAGAAUGCACUGUGUUGUAGUUAUUGUCAAAGAUCAACUAAUGGGCGAUAUCAACUCAUGAGACGCAGGUUUUUGCCUCUAUUUUGCAGGUUCCUAUAUGUAGCAGUCAAAUGUUAUGGCAAUUUCAGAAUAAAGUUUUUUCUUCUACCUUUUAUAUAAAAGUAUACUAAAUUGUGUGUUUCACUGGUGUUUGACUGAUUUUUGACUAUUUUUGAAAGAUAUGAUUUUCUUGGAGAGGGUGAGAUUUUCUAUAAAUAUAUUAUUUUACAUUUCUUCUCUGUGCAUUCUGUAUUUGAUAGUGUGACCACAGUAUGUCAUUACUGUUCUGUAUUGUCCAAAUUAAUAAUAAAAAGAGAUAAUGAAAUGUAGACCCUCUUAAA